Leguminivora glycinivorella is the source of this 2083-nucleotide messenger RNA. RefSeq names its product aromatic-L-amino-acid decarboxylase. The transcript has 6 exons. Gene Ontology annotation, molecular function: aromatic-L-amino-acid decarboxylase activity; pyridoxal phosphate binding. The record is from RefSeq and is a predicted model, not a curated record. NCBI's taxonomy places the organism in Eukaryota, Metazoa, Arthropoda, Insecta, Lepidoptera, Tortricidae. The coding region runs from base 175 to 1614 and encodes 479 amino acids. Gene Ontology annotation, biological process: catecholamine metabolic process; serotonin biosynthetic process; amino acid metabolic process.
CCGUAGUGUGAACGCGGCAGCGCUCCUAACCCACGGUCCGUUGCGCGAACAAACGAUCGCACGAAAGCAAUCAAAUAAUUGCCUACUUUAAUUUUUGUUGCAAAUUAAUCACCGAGGUGAAGGCUGUGUUUUUGUUUGAAACCUUGUUUUUGUGAGGAAUUAAUACUAGAAACCAUGGAGGCGGGAGAUUUCAAAGAUUUCGCGAAAGCGAUGACUGACUACAUCGCCGAGUACUUGGAGAACAUAAGGGACAGGCAAGUGGUGCCGUCAGUGAAGCCCGGCUACCUGCGGCCGCUGGUGCCCGAGCAAGCUCCCGAGCAGGCCGAGCCGUGGACCGCCGUCAUGGCCGACAUCGAACGCGUGGUCAUGACCGGCGUCACCCACUGGCACUCUCCGCGCUUCCACGCCUACUUCCCCACUGCCAACUCAUACCCUGCGAUUGUGGCUGACAUGCUGAGUGGCGCCAUCGCCUGCAUUGGAUUUACUUGGAUCGCAAGUCCCGCAUGCACCGAGCUGGAAGUGGUCAUGUUAGACUGGCUGGGCCAGAUGCUGGGUCUCCCGGAGGAGUUCCUGGCGCGGUCAGGCGGCGAGGGCGGCGGCGUGAUCCAGGGAACUGCUAGCGAGGCUACCCUGGUUGCCCUCCUCGGGGCCAAAUCCCGAGUCAUGACCAGACUUCGCGAGCAUCAUCCAGAGUGGUCCGACUCGGAUAUUCUUCCCAAACUUGUGGGAUAUUGCAAUAAGCAAGCUCACUCAUCAGUGGAGCGCGCCGGGCUCCUUGGUGGAGUGAAGUUGCGCUCCCUGCAGCCGGACGGCAAGCGGCGGCUCCGCGCUGACACACUCCGCGAGGCAAUCGAGGAGGAUAAGGCCAAAGGACUCAUUCCCUUCUACGUUGUGGCAACCCUCGGCACGACGUCAUCUUGCACCUUCGAUGCGUUGGACGAGAUCGGCGACGUUUGUGCGGAGGACGACAACCUGUGGCUCCACGUCGACGCCGCUUACGCCGGCUCUGCGUUCAUCUGCCCCGAAUACCGUUACCUAAUGAAGGGCAUCGAAAAGGCGGACUCCUUCAACUUCAACCCUCACAAGUGGAUGCUGGUUAACUUCGACUGCUCAGCCAUGUGGCUCAAGCAGCCGCGUUGGAUUGUCGAUGCGUUCAACGUGGACCCUCUUUACCUGAAACAUGACCAGCAGGGCUCCGCCCCCGACUACCGUCACUGGCAAAUCCCCUUAGGUCGUCGAUUCAGAGCCCUCAAGCUCUGGUUCGUUUUGAGACUGUACGGAGUUGAGAACCUUCAAAAGCACAUUAGGAAGCAUAUUGCAUUAGCUCAUCUUUUCGAAAAGCUGUGCUUGGAAGACGAUAGAUUUGAAAUAUUCGAAGAGGUGACGAUGGGCCUGGUCUGUUUCAAACUAAAGGAAAGCAAUGAGGUUAACGAGGAGCUACUGAGAACGAUUAACGGACGUGGCAGAAUCCACCUCGUGCCGUCGAAAAUCGAUGACGUGUACUUCCUGAGGCUUGCUGUUUGCUCGCGCUUCACCGAAGAGAAGGACAUUCAGGAGUCGUGGGAGGAAGUGAAGGCUUCAGCCGAUGAAGUCCUGAAGAAACUUAAUAAGUAGACAAUCAACAACACAAACGUGUAGCUAGACUAUGAGCAGUUCUGCCUCCGACUCUAGCUAGCCCCAAUGCCAAGUUUAAUGUUAUAUCAAAAGCCAGUUCUUGUAAAAUAUGCAGGAACUCUAACGAAACAUAAUUUUACCAUAACUAAUUAUUGGUUUAUCUCAAUUUUUAUUCAAUCAUAAGAUUAGAGUGGUUCACUUCAAAUCCCUACACUUACAUAAAUCAGCAAAACCAAACCUGCGUCGGAAUUGUGAAUAUUUUAAGGCAGUACUGUAGAUAUUUAUGUACGUUAUUCAUAAUUAUGUUAUUUAUUUAAUCGUAGCAAUAGUUCAAAUUAUGUUACAAGGUGCUAAUGUUAUUUUAUACACCGUGUUUCACUUAACACUAAAAACCUGAAAACCGUUCGUUCAGAAUCGAUUAACCUACAUCUUGAUGGGGGUAAUUUUUUUUUAAUUUGUAUUAUUAGUU